This is a messenger RNA of Hypanus sabinus (Atlantic stingray), 911 nucleotides long. It is a transcript of the gene nkiras2, whose product is annotated as NFKB inhibitor interacting Ras-like 2. The coding region runs from base 191 to 763 and encodes 190 amino acids. The transcript is spliced from 4 exons. The record is from RefSeq and is a predicted model, not a curated record. Gene Ontology annotation, molecular function: GTPase activity; GTP binding. Lineage: Eukaryota; Metazoa; Chordata; Chondrichthyes; Myliobatiformes; Dasyatidae. Gene Ontology annotation, biological process: canonical NF-kappaB signal transduction.
GCGGCGGUGAGUCGAGAGACGGGGAUGAGGUCACGCUUGUCCGGCCUGGUGCAGGAAGAGAUCGCGGCUCAGUCUGGCGCUGGGGGGUGGGUGCGAGAUUUGCUCUUCCACUAACAAACCUGUCAUCAAGACAACGAUUCAUUGAGUACCCAGAACUCUGUGCCACUCUUGGCAGUUCCAGGAGAGUGACAUGGGGAAGAGUUGUAAAGUGGUGGUGUGUGGGUUGGCAUCUGUUGGAAAAACUGCCAUUUUGGAACAACUACUGUAUGGAAACCAUGCUGUUGGUUCUGAGACAAAUGAAACUUUGGAAGAUAUUUACGUUGGUUCUAUAGAGACAGACCGUGGUGUCCGGGAACAGGUCCGUUUUUAUGACACCAAAGGCCUGAGAGAAGGCACCGAGCUGCCCAAGCAUUACUAUUCCUUUGCUGAUGGGUUUGUGCUGGUGUACAGCAUAGACAGCCGGGAAUCCUUCAAACGGGUCGAAGCUCUGAAAAAGGAAAUUGACAGAUCUCGCGAUAAGAAAGAGGUGACCAUUGUCAUUCUGGGAAACAAGUGUGACCUUCAGGAAGAGCGACGUGUAGAUUAUGAUGCCGUACAGCAGUGGGCAAAGCUGGAGAAGGUUAAACUCUGGGAGGUGUCCGUGGCAGAGCGCAAGACUUUGAUCGAGCCUUUUGUCCAUCUGGCCAGCAAGAUGACGCAACCUCAGAGCAAGGCCACCUUUCCCCUUAGUCGGAAAAAGGGGAGUGGUUCAAUUGACACUUGAUAACAAAUGCAGAGAUGCCAUUGAAGUGCAAUAUUUUAUUUCAUUCCUGCAAAGUUUAUAUCAUGAAGAGCUAUUCUUAUUUAUGAUAAUGUUUUUUCUUCACUCAUGUAAUAAAUCUAUUGAGCCUUAUCAAAGCUAAAUCUUAAAA